Penicillium cinerascens is the source of this 444-nucleotide messenger RNA. RefSeq lists its product as uncharacterized. The record is from RefSeq and is a predicted model, not a curated record. NCBI's taxonomy places the organism in Eukaryota, Fungi, Ascomycota, Eurotiomycetes, Eurotiales, Aspergillaceae. The transcript is spliced from 2 exons. Bases 1 to 444 code for a protein of 147 amino acids.
AUGGAGGGGCGCAAUGUGGCUUUCUCCCGCGGUUUCCCUUAUGCUGAUAAGGGUGACCUAAUCUACUCUGUUGCAAAGGUCGAAAAGAAGGUUUCCGACGAUGCGGUAGUCACAGCAGAGCCACAGUGCAGCGAUAACGCCCGUUGGCUGGCCUUCCCCCCCCCCCCCCUCCCCCUCUUGUCGUCAACAGAAUCCCGGAUUUCCAGUGCGUUUUUCGUCCGAUACCGUGGCCAGCCUGGUCUUUUCGGUCUUGUUGACGGUCGGGUGCGUUUGACUCGCCGAGAUCGCACCAUGGACAACGUGAGCACCCUUCAGAACGUUGAUCGUCGUGAUCCCGACCAUCACACUUCACACUACAGAAUCACGCCUUGUCCCGCCGUGAACAUUUGUCGUGAAACAGCCAGGAUGGCCGCACCCGAGCGGUCGGACCCGAAGCUGUCAUAG